ACAUAGUGCACAUCACGGUAGAGGACCAUGGUCAUUGGAUUUAAUGUAGGUUUAUACAAUGACCAUGGUGCAUAUGGAUUGCCAUUUCCAAUAGUUUAUGUUUAUUUCAUACAUUUGCCUUUGAAUAAUACAUACAUAUAUAUAUAUAUCUAUUUACGUAUGUACAAACAAGUCUCAAUAGUAGUACAAAUUGACUGUCGAUGCAACAAACGUCCAAUUUUUUUAUUACAAAAACAAUGGAGUCUUAUGAAUUAAAAGAUAAGGAUUAUAGAAGUUGGAAGCCCAGUUAUGGUGAAUUGCCAAUGGAGAUUAUUCAACACAUAUUUCGUUUCUUAAGCUUCCCAGAUGUACAGGUAGCCGGAAAAACUUGUCAGCGAUGGCGUGAAGCUUCAUUUAAUACUGAAUUUUCUACCAAAAAUAUAAUUCGAUUUUCAAAAGUUUGCCUUUCUGACAGAAGCUCCCCUGCUAAAGACUUUCUAAUGAGCAACAGACCUUUUCGCAAUUACCACUUUGAAGAAGUUACUUUUGGCCCGAUAAAAAACAUAAUGAGUCAUAUUGGAAAUACUGCAGAGGAAAUAAUAUUUGAUAAUGUUGAUGUAGGUGACAAACAGUUUUAUGCUAUAAUGAGCCUUUUGCCAAAAAUUCGUGCAAUAACUAUAACUCGUUGUUCGCCGCUUUUCAUGUCUGGUUCGUUUUUAGACAACAUUGAUGAUCGCUUGUCUGUCUGCAUAAAUUUUUGCAGAAUACAAGAUCUUUCCUUGAAGGAUAAUCAAUACUUAUCAGAUGCCAUUUUAUUACGCAUUACAGAAAUGAUGCACAGUAUUAAUACAUUGGAUUUAUCUGGAUGUCAUAUUGCAUAUCACAAUGCUAUUCAACGACGGUUUUAUCCCAACGAUGUAGACGUCACACCAAGUGAAUGUAUAUUGACGUUUAAGGUCAUUAUGAGUAUAAUAUCAAUGCAUCACCAAAAUUUACGUAGCUUAAAUCUUAGUAAUACAUUAAUAAGUCCUCCAUCCCUAAUUGCUUUAAGUGAUCUGAGUUUCAAAGGGUUCCUAUUACAAAAUGUGRGGCUUGCUAAUUGUAGGCAAGUAAACAAUAUAUCACUUCAGUCAUUUUUAAAAAAACAGAAUAAGCUAUUGACACUGGACUUGUCCGGCACCAUCUGCGUUAAUGAUAGUUGCAUAGAUGUAAUUGUAAAGAAUCUUCCAUUACUGCAAGAACUAAAUAUUUCCGGCUGCAUUAAUAUUACAAACAAUGGUUCAUCAUUGUUGGGUGAGCUUAAAUACCUAAAAUCUUUAAACGUGUCGCGAUGCGAUGGUAUACAAUCAGAAGGUCUUACCAAUGGGGUCGCAGCGAAACCAAAUGCAACACUUUUAUAUCUGCAAAUGGCUCAUUUGCAGGUAUGCGAAGAAGCUAUAAUGGUACUAGCGCAAAAUCUUCCAGAACUCCGUGUUUUGAAUCUAUCGCAUUGUGUGAAUGGUGUUACCGAUGAAUCAGUUCAAUGCAUUAUUCAAAACUUGCGUUGGUUAAGAGACUUAUCUUUGGAAAAUUGUUUUCGGAUUACAGAUGUAGCAUUGACAGGCAUUAAUAUUUCGCAAGGAGUUCUUGCGCCAAACUCACAGAAUUCAAUUGAUAAACUACAUCAAUUCUCACUUUCUUCUUUAGCUGAAGGAUAUAUUUCAAACGAUAGCAAUCAUUCAAUAAAGAUUUCGUUAAGGAGUAAAGCCGAAGAAGAUAUAGUUCGAGAUGCUAUAAGAAAAAAAGCUAUGGUUGCAACUUAUGAAAUGAACUCGAUUAGAGAAUGUGAUAUGGAGGGCUACAGUAUUAAAGAGCUCCAAGGACUAAAGUCUUUAUAUUUAGGCGGUUGCAAUAAAAUAUCAGAUGUUUCUUUAAAAUAUGGACUAAAAUUUGUGGAAUUACAAAAUUUAUCGCUUUCAAAUUGUCAACAAAUUUCGCUCACAGGUAUUGAGCAAAUGGUACAUGCUUGUCCUUCAAUAGAGACACUUGAUCUGUCUGAUUGCGAAAGUAUUAAUGACAAAGCUAUACAAUUGAUUACAGUUAAUCUUACUAGACUUCGAGCGUUGCAUAUCAAUGGAUGCAGCCAGCUAACUGAUCACACUUUAGACGCUAUUUUAGUAAACUGCAAAAAUCUUCAGACACUUUCAAUACAUCGCUGUCGACGUAUAUAUACUGAUAUUGAAGACAGACUUUCAGAGAUGUCUACAUUACGUGAUUUAGAAAUAGAUAAUUCAUCAAAUAUAGACAAUGCUUGCUUACUUCGAUUGAAAAAACGUCUUGAUUACUGAUACUUCGCAGUCAUUUCUUUUGAUUUGUUUUUGUAUUAUUUUCAGUUGAAUAAUAAUGUUUAAAAUGCGAAGGCAUUUUAAUAUAGCACGAUGUUAUAAGUAUUUAGAUGUAUGUAUUGAAGUUUUGUUAAAUUAGUACGUUUGAAAUAAAAUAUUUAAAACAUU
Molecule: messenger RNA, 2471 nt
Organism: Bactrocera latifrons
Lineage: Eukaryota; Metazoa; Arthropoda; Insecta; Diptera; Tephritidae
Product: SCF E3 ubiquitin ligase complex F-box protein pof2
Exons: 4
Coding region: 201-2306 (701 amino acids)
Biological process (GO): SCF-dependent proteasomal ubiquitin-dependent protein catabolic process
Cellular component (GO): SCF ubiquitin ligase complex
Molecular function (GO): protein binding
Source: RefSeq, a predicted model, not a curated record